AUGGCUUCAGGAUCGACGUCUACGCCCACGGCGGGCAACCCGAUCGUCUACCUCGACAUCAGCUUCGGUGACCAGCCGGCCCCCUCCCGCGCGGGCGCGAACCGAAUCGUACUCGAGCUGUACAAGCAUCUAGUCCCCAAGACCGCGGCGAACUUUCAGCAGCUAUGCACCGGCGCUGCGGGCAAAUCCUCCUCUGGGGUCGAGCUGAAAUUUGCGGGCUCGACGUUCCACCGUGUGAUUCCGAAGUUCAUGAUCCAAGGCGGCGAUUUCACGCGCGGGGACGGUACGGGCGGCGAGUCGAUCUACGGCGAAAAGUUUGAGGACGAAGAUCUGACGGGAAAACACGAUGCACCGUUCCUACUCAGCAUGGCCAAUGCAGGACCCAACACCAACGGCAGCCAGUUUUUCAUCACCACCGUACCUACGCCGCAUUUGGAUGGCAAACAUGUAGUGUUCGGCCGGGUGCUGAAGGGUAAGUCGGUAGUAAGGAGGAUCGAAAACACCCCCACGCAGAACGAUCGCCCCGUGGAAGAGGUGAAAAUCGCGCAGUGCGGUGAGCUCGACCCAGAGUCGAGCGAGGUUAAGGAGGCAAGUUAUGGUAUUGGUCGAGAUGAAUCGGGGGAUGCUUUUGAGGAGUAUCCCGAGGAUGAGGGGGGAGAGUUGGAAACGAGUGUAGAGAAGACGCUCGAGGUUGCUACGCAGCUCAAGACGAUCGCCAAUGGUCGUUUUGCGAAGGGGGACCAUGGCGUGGCACUGGAAAAGUACCUCAAGGCAAUGCGAUACCUCCAACUGCACCCCGUUCUUCCCGAUGACACUCCGGAGCCUACCCGAACUGCAUGGUACACUCUCAAGACCUCGGUCCAACUCAACGCCUCACUGGCUGCACUGAAGAGCACACCCCCGCAGCCGCGCGUGGCUAUCUCGCAGGCAACAGCCGUGGUGCAAUUCCUUGACUCGGCUCAGGCUACGUCGUGGGACGCUACGCCCGAAGCCGACGCCAAGCGAAAAGCCGACCUUGCAAAGGCGUUUUAUAGGAGAGCCCUCGCGUACGGCGUUAGCAAGGACGACGACCGUGCCGAUGCCGAUCUCAAGCGAGCGGCAGACCUCGCCCCCACCGACCCGGGGAUCAAGAAGGAACAGUCUGCCCUGGCUAAGCGCCGCGAAGCAAAGGUCAAGGCCCAGCGUGCGGCUUACAGCAAGAUGUUCGCCUAG
Messenger RNA from Moesziomyces antarcticus, 1212 nucleotides. Its product is annotated as peptidyl-prolyl cis-trans isomerase. Gene Ontology annotation, molecular function: protein binding; peptidyl-prolyl cis-trans isomerase activity. The coding region runs from base 1 to 1212 and encodes 403 amino acids. Gene Ontology annotation, biological process: protein peptidyl-prolyl isomerization; protein folding. The record is from RefSeq and is a predicted model, not a curated record. Lineage: Eukaryota; Fungi; Basidiomycota; Ustilaginomycetes; Ustilaginales; Ustilaginaceae. Gene Ontology annotation, cellular component: intracellular membrane-bounded organelle. The transcript has a single exon.